Messenger RNA from Protopolystoma xenopodis, 399 nucleotides. The record is from the annotation of a GenBank genome assembly. Lineage: Eukaryota; Metazoa; Platyhelminthes; Monogenea; Polystomatidea; Polystomatidae.
AUGAGCCGCUAUUACAGGAAACCUUCGCAAUCGAAACAACGAAGCAGGCAUAAAAAGUCCUGCUUCGCCACGUUAUGUGGGGACUCGCAAGACGAGUAUGACGACUACACGGACAGCUCUGACUAUGAAGAUCCUCCGCCAUACACGUUGGGCGAGAGCUUGGCCACCAUUGUCUAUUCGAACCGCAACAGACAGGAAGCACAGCAAGCCCAAAUCUUCGCCUCCAGACCAAACUUUGUAUGCGUUCAGCCCGACACCAGAUACACCACUUGGCCGAUGUCUCGCCCCCAAAUUGCCAACUAUCCCUCCUAUCUGAGCUAUUCGCCAUAUUUUCUCCCUCUAAAUUACUGUCCUCCAAGCCGCUAUCCUUGCUACCGCAUGCCCAACUUCUAUCACUAG